This is a messenger RNA of Drosophila bipectinata, 375 nucleotides long. The record is from RefSeq and is a predicted model, not a curated record. NCBI's taxonomy places the organism in Eukaryota, Metazoa, Arthropoda, Insecta, Diptera, Drosophilidae.
AUGCGAUUCCAACUGGCUUACUUCCUUGGCUUCCUGGCCCUUGUUGCCACUAUCCUCGCCCAGACCUCCACCCCCCCGGAUCCCACAACCCCACCCGCUUCGCCCACAACACCCACCGAUCCCAGUACUACUCCUCCGGCCAGUCCAACCACGCCCCCCGCCUCGACUACGCCGCCUGCUACACCUCCUGCAUCCACUGAUCCUACCAGCAGCACUCCCGCAUCUUCCACUGCCUCCACUACCGCUGCUCCAUCAAGCGGAGGAGCCAAGAAGAAGAAGCGUACUGUCAAGUCAAAGACCAAGAGGAAGCUGCCCAAAAGGAUAACAAAAAUUAAACAUAAGAGAUCUCGUGGACGCAGGUCCUCCCGGAACUAA